ACCAGGCCCCAGCCCACUUGCCUGCUUAAAGCCCUCUCCAUCCUCUGCCUCACCCAGUCCCUGCCGAGGCUGAGCAGACGCCUCCAGGAUCUGUCGGCAGCUGCUGUUCUGAGGUCCUGUCUUUGAGCCACUGGCGUGGUGGUGUCCCCUGGGCUGGCUGAAGGCCCUCCUCCAUCCUCCAUGUCUGCAUGCUAUUUUUGGGAGCUGGAUGGUGCUCCCAGGAACAGGGAGAGGAGUCCAAGCUGCUCUGUCCUCCUGUGAGCCCCCAGCACCAUGCCCAGUGGCUCUGAACUGGUGGAAGGGCACAAUAGGAGAGGAGAGAGAAAGCUAGAAGCUAUGCACCCAGGCUGGACAUGCACGGUUCCUCUGAGAAUUUUCUUCCUCCCACUGAGGGACAGGCUCCUUCUGGGGCUCAGAGCAGAGACCAUGUCUGACAUGGAAGAGGUGGUGGAAGAGUACGAGGAGGAGGAGCAGGAAGAAGCAGCUGUUGAAGAGCAGGAGGAGGCAGCAGAAGAGGAUGCUGAGGAUGGGGCUGAAGCAGAGGCUGAGACCGAGGAGACCAGGGCAGAAGAUGGAGAAGAAGAGGAAGCAAAGGAAGCUGAAGAUGGCCCAAUGGAGGAGUCCAAACCCAAGCCCAGGUCAUUCAUGCCCAACUUGGUGCCUCCCAAGAUCCCCGAUGGAGAGAGAGUGGACUUUGAUGACAUCCACCGGAAGCGCAUGGAGAAGGACCUGAAUGAGUUGCAGGCGCUGAUCGAGGCUCACUUUGAGAACAGGAAGAAGGAGGAGGAGGAGCUCGUUUCUCUGAAGGACAGGAUCGAGAGACGUCGGGCAGAGCGGGCCGAGCAGCAGCGCAUCCGGAAUGAGCGGGAGAAGGAGCGGCAGAACCGCCUGGCUGAAGAGAGGGCUCGACGAGAGGAGGAGGAGAACCGGAGGAAGGCUGAGGAUGAGGCCCGGAAGAAGAAGGCUUUGUCCAACAUGAUGCAUUUUGGGGGUUACAUCCAGAAGCAGGCCCAGACAGAGCGGAAAAGUGGGAAGAGGCAGACCGAGCGGGAAAAGAAGAAGAAGAUUCUGGCCGAGAGGAGGAAGGUGCUGGCCAUCGACCACCUGAAUGAAGAUCAGUUGAGGGAGAAGGCUAAGGAGCUAUGGCAGAGCAUCUAUAACUUGGAGGCAGAGAAGUUCGACCUGCAGGAGAAGUUCAAGCAGCAGAAAUACGAGCCCCUCAACCCCGGCCCUGGGGCCUCUUUGCUGACUAAGGAAAGAAUUCAGCUUCCCCUGGAGGGUCUCCUCUGCUGCUCCUGCCAAACCACUCCUCCCUGGGUAAGAAGCCCUUCCCUAGGCAGGCUCAGGCCCCAGUGGCUACAGGGCACCCCCACCUCCCAAUACGGAGAAAGGCUGUAUUGCCUGGUGACAAUGGCAUGGACUUUGGAGCCAUAAUGCCUGACCUGUGCC
Messenger RNA from Rhinopithecus roxellana (golden snub-nosed monkey), 1449 nucleotides. RefSeq names its product troponin T2, cardiac type (gene TNNT2). The record is from RefSeq and is a predicted model, not a curated record. Gene Ontology annotation, molecular function: tropomyosin binding; troponin I binding; troponin C binding. The transcript has 16 exons. NCBI's taxonomy places the organism in Eukaryota, Metazoa, Chordata, Mammalia, Primates, Cercopithecidae. Gene Ontology annotation, biological process: regulation of muscle contraction; sarcomere organization; cardiac muscle contraction. Bases 274 to 1434 code for a protein of 386 amino acids. Gene Ontology annotation, cellular component: troponin complex.